GUACUCUGCGGAUACGGUGACAUUUUCCCGGAGCACAAAGACCUGGCAUUGGCCUACAGGAAGUUCCAGGUCGAGUGUGUGGAGGGGCGGGAGAAGGCCGCGCGUGUGUCUGUGAGUGUCAGUGCCAGAGACAGGGAAGGGGAGAGUGGAAAGGACAGGACCCGGCAACCCCAGGGCUGGGUUGUAGCGGACGCCAGACGUACACUUACCAGACGCACGGGCAGACACACAGGGAUACGCCACGACCAGACCACCGCCGCGCCUAUAUCGCUUGUGAUUGUUGGCAUCUGCUAACGGUGGUUUUGACUUGAACCGGAACCAGGUUUCUGCUCUUACCCCCAGUCCCCCCCUCCCCCCCCCUCAAUCUUCCCCAAGACUUCCCUCCUCUCUCUGUCUUGUUUGUUUGUUUGUUUGUAUCUCCCACUUUCUCUCUUUUAUCUCACUCCCUCUCUCUCUUUUUGUCUGUCUCUUUUUUAUGUUCAAACAGAGAGAUAGCAAAUCUUGUCCACAAAGCCCAGCCAUUCGCUUUGUAGGAACAACCACGUCGAAAAAGAUAGACAUAGAGAAAUAGAGCAAGCUAAGAGAAUAAAAAAAGGAAAAAGUGAAAGAAGGAGCUUUCGGAAAGAAGCAAGAAGAAAAGAAGAAGAAGAAUUAGGAGGAGGAUGGAAAAAAAGUGGAGAGUCAUGUUUUCUCCAGGUAAGCUGGCCAGCAAACACUGCGGGGACCUGGAUGUUGCCGAGCGCGUGGCGCCGAGAUUACCUGGCGGGCACCGAUUAACUGCCACUUCAGGGAGAGUUCGCGCAUACUUCUGCGCAUCUCGGAACCGGAACAAGACGUUGGUGGUGACUGCAGGGAGGAAAGAGGCGAAGAGGAGAGGUACUUGUAGUAAUAUCGCUACUCACGCCGCCCUCGCCCUUGUUUCUGACAGUCUUACUACCACCCCUACUUGUUGCAGUCAGAGCUGCUGUAAUAAAAAGAACUUUCUUCAAGCUCGGGCUGAUGAAUUGUGCUUUAAUACGAAAGACAAGAGAACUAUCGCCGCUACUACUGCUGCUACCACCAUAAUUGCUACAACCACUGAGGCCUCCAUCCCCACUCCUCUCAACGCCACAAAAACAACAACUAUAACGACAAAAACAAAAACAACCAACCCGUCUACCCCGACUCCUUCCAACACUAUUGUAACAACCAACAGUACCCCUACCCCACUCAUACCCCUAUCGUCACUGUCACCAUCCUCAUCCUCCACCUCCACCACUACCACCACCACCACCGCCUCAUCUCGUGCCAACCCCAGCACCACCGCCACCACCACCACCUGUUCGCUCCCCGUGUCUCCCGCCUCUAGCGCUGAGUCAGCCCCGAGCACCGUCAGUAUGAGCGAGAACAGCAGAAGUAGCAGUCGAGUUUUCCCGCUCAAACGGCUGAGCAGACGAACACUUAAUCUCAGACUUAACAGAACCACCACCACCACCA
Aplysia californica (California sea hare) is the source of this 1476-nucleotide messenger RNA. RefSeq names its product cell wall protein DAN4. Lineage: Eukaryota; Metazoa; Mollusca; Gastropoda; Aplysiida; Aplysiidae. The record is from RefSeq and is a predicted model, not a curated record.